Wasmannia auropunctata (little fire ant) is the source of this 2000-nucleotide messenger RNA. RefSeq lists its product as uncharacterized. The transcript has 4 exons. Lineage: Eukaryota; Metazoa; Arthropoda; Insecta; Hymenoptera; Formicidae. The coding region runs from base 870 to 2000 and encodes 376 amino acids. The record is from RefSeq and is a predicted model, not a curated record.
UUUUAACAGGAUCACAUUAUCAAAAAUUUAUUGAAAAUGUUGCUGUAACGUUUGUUAUUCUAGGUCAAUAUGAUGAUGCUAUUAGAGGUUUGAAGAAAGCUGAGGAUGACACAUCACUUGAAACAGAGGCAGAUAAUAUUCCACGAAAGAUAAAGCCACCAAGACGAUUCUUGGAUUCUGAUGGAGAUGAUGAAGAUGAAGAGAACUAAGAGCCGCCAAAGAAAAAAAGUUUCCAAAAACGUCAGGUUAGGAAACUUAGCGAAAGUGAUGACGACAAUGGGAACACAAUUUUGCCCCAAGUGGACUCAGAUAUUUUGAACGCAAUUAAAAAAAAUAUCCAUGUGCCUCAAGUACAUGAUAAAGAGAGGAAAAAAGUGUCUCGAAAGCAGUCUCUCGAAAAUCACGCCAGGCUUACAGUUCUUCAGGAGUUUCAAAAUAAUUCCAGUCAAGACUAUGAGCAAAAACAAAAACAACUAAAAACGGUUUGCAAUAGCCAAUCUGAAAAUAAUGUCAGCAAGAAGCAUAAAAAACUAUCAAAAAUGGAUUAUAUCAAGUAGAAGAAGUUUACGCCAAGCAAGAACCAUGCAAGAACAUUUCAAAAUAAUAAAACUCGUUCAGUUCUCUCUCCUAAGGAGAGCACAAUAAUAAGCAGUAAUAAAACUUCUGAGGUUUUGAAAACUCCUUUUAACUCGAUAAUAUCUGCACCUGAUCUUAUAUUGGAUGAUGAUGCUUCUCAAGAUACUGAUCAGUUUUCAUUUUCAUCUUCAAUAUAGACAAACAAUUCUGAUAAACCGUCAUGUUCGUCUGAAAAUCCAUUGUUGGUACAGACCAUUACUUCUGCAAGCUUUGAAAGACGUUUUCAUCCAUUAAUGAAUUCUGAAGCUAAGCAAGAUGAAACUUAUUCUACUUCUGAUAAAGCAGAUAAGGAAGAGUCGAGAUUACAAAUGAAGUCUUCUAACUCAUUUAACUCCAAAGAUAAUUGCGGAUGCAAACACUGUCACAAUGAAAUGAAGCUAAAUAAUACAAUACUUCUGGAAAUAAAUAAAAAGUUGGAUUCAAUGCUAAUUAACCAGACAAUCAUCAUUCGAUCUGACAACCCAGAUUAUGCUAAGUCUAUGUUACCUUCUAAUAUUCCAUCUAUUCCAUUGAAGACACAGGAAGACUUUCGAAAAAUAGAAAUAUUUUUGACAACUCGAGUCAAUUAUGAAGCUGUGGCACCUCAUGAUUUGGCAAACGAAUGCACGAGGACUCUCUGGAGACUGGCAAUAAAAUUAGAUAUCGCCGCGAUUGGUGUAAGAUUCCGACAGGUACAGGACCACUUAAAGAGAACCGAAGACCGAUGCGGAAAUAUAUUAGCGGAAAACGUAAAACAAAUGUGCCAAAAUAUCCUACGAAUUAUGGAGAAAGAUAAUAAAAUGUUGACAGUAUUAGUAAACCACCUGUACGGAUUAUAUAAGCCAAUAAAUAAUAAGCGCGGAUUAAUCGACGCCAUAGGCGUGGUAGGAAAAACGUUGUUCGGAGUAAUGGACGCGGACGACGCAAAGUUAAUAGAUGAACAAAUCAGCAAUCAAGCGGAACAGGGAAUUGUAAUACGCGGGACCGGGAAAAUAACGUUGGAAGGAAAUUGUAAGUUAACGACGCAACAACAAAUCUACGCCGUGAGUAUACAGGCGCACUUACCCGAAUUUAACUUGACUCUCGAGCAGCCCGACGAACAUUUUACACACCGGGAAUGGCCACGAUUAAAAACAAUUGUAAAAAACCCAACCGAACUCGAAAAAUUAAGCGCAGAGCUAGAUGAAAUAAAUAGACAAUUAGAGAACCAGGAUACGAUAGUCAUGAAUAGGUACGCAAUGCACGCCGCGAGCGGCGGCGUAACCACUGUAGUAAUUAUAAGCGUAAUAUGCGUAAUCAUCUACAUACAUAAGAAAUGCAAGAAAAAAGCAACAAGGGGUACCCGCGAGGACCCAUACUCGAACAAUGACGCGAUGAUGUACUAA